Messenger RNA from Trifolium pratense (red clover), 3785 nucleotides. RefSeq lists its product as uncharacterized. The record is from RefSeq and is a predicted model, not a curated record. The transcript has 3 exons. The coding region runs from base 531 to 3785 and encodes 1084 amino acids. NCBI's taxonomy places the organism in Eukaryota, Viridiplantae, Streptophyta, Magnoliopsida, Fabales, Fabaceae.
CACCGGUAGUGGAAUCCUAAUAGUGUUAUUAUUUUUUUCAUAUUCCCACUUUUCACUACCGAUCUAGGAUUCACCGGUAGUGGAAUCCUAAUAGUGUUAUUAUAUUUUUCAUAUUGUCAUUUUCAUUCCCAAUUUUCAUACGCGUUCAAUCUCCCUCCCACUGCAAACUCUCCAUUCUCAAUCGUCCCAAGUUCUUCCAAAUCGUCCCAAGUUCUUCAAAUCAAACACUCCAAUUUCCCAAUCAUUCUCCAAUCUCUCCAUUCUCCAUUCUCCAUUCUCCAUUCUCCAAUCUCUCCAAUUUCAUUCGGUUUCAUUCUCCAAACCCUAGAAUGCUUGAAUCGCCUCCAAAUUUCUUCGUUUUUAUUCGGUAAAGGGGUUGCUGUGUUAGGCGGUGAUUGCUGCUCCUGCGUUAGGCGGUGAUUGCUGCUCCUGCGUGUUGCUUGUGCUGUGCAGGGGCUGGUGUUGCUCUUUUUUGGUGUUGUCAUCUUUGUUUGAAGUUAGAAGGUUCAAUCACGGUCUCAUCUACAGGUAUGGACCGUAGUUGGAUGAGAGCUAAUCGAUUAAGUACUGAGUACAGACAUGGAGUGAUGGAAUUUCUACAGUUUGCGGAAAGUAAUGCUGAACUAGAACGUCCUCCUCCUGAAUUUCCUCCACUUUUUCUAUGUCCGUGUAUAAAUUGUGCAAAUAAAGAACCAAAACGUACUAAGAAAGAAAUCAUGAAUCAUCUAAUUUGUGACGGGAUUUGUCAAAAUUAUACACAAUGGAUAUGGCACGGUGAAGUAGUUGCAAUGCCAAGUGUGUCCCAUAGAGAAAGUGGUAGUGUGGAUAUCGAUGAUCGACUGGAAGACAUGAUGCGUGAUAUUGGAGAAGAUUCGUUUAAGAGGGCGCAUGUGUAUGAAACUUUAUGCAGUGACAAGGAUGAACCAUUGUAUCCGGGAUGCACAAAUUUUACCCGUUUGUCUGCGGUGUUAAAAUUGUUUAAUUUGAAAGCAAAAAAUGGGUGGACCGACAAAAGUUUCACUGAAUUGCUUGAAUUGUUGAUACAAAUGCUUCCAGAAGGUAAUGUAAUGCCAAAUCGUUAUUACGAGGCGAAAAAAGUAUUGUGUCCAAUGGGUUUGGAGUAUGAAAAGAUACAUGCAUGCCCUAAUGAUUGUAUAUUAUACCGAAAAGAGUUUGUAAACUAUAAUCAUUGUCCGACAUGUAAGGCGUCUCGCUACAAAAAGAAAGAUGGUGAUUCUAGUGAUGAUGAGGUGACCAAAACGGGUCCUCCCGCGAAAGUCGUAUGGUACCUACCAAUAAUUUCAAGGUUCAAGAGAUUGUUUGCUAAUGCAAAUGACGCAAAGAAUCUUAGAUGGCAUGCAGAAGAGAGAAAAUGUGAUGGCCAAAUUCGCCAUGUAGCUGAUUCUUUGCAAUGGAAGAAAAUUGACUCUUUGUUUCCAAAUUUUGGCAAAGAGUCGAGAAACCUUAGACUUGGACUUGCUACUGAUGGAAUGAAUCCGUUUGGUAAUCAAAGUACUAACCAUAGUUCAUGGCCUGUUCUCCUGAUGAUUUACAACCUAUCUCCUUGGUUGUGCAUGAAGCGUAAAUAUAUUAUGUUAUCGAUGAUGAUUUCAGGCCCAAGACAACCAGGAAAUGACAUAGAUGUUUAUCUAAGUCCACUAAUUGAUGAUUUGAAAGUGUUGUGGGAGGAAGGAGUGGAUGUUUUUGAUUCGUAUUCUGGUGAACAGUUCAACAUGCGUGCCAUGUUGUUUUGCACCAUCAACGACUUUCCGGCAUACGGCAAUUUGUCUGGGUAUUCCGUUAAAGGGCAUAAUGCGUGUCCCAUAUGUGAAAAAAAAACAUGUUAUAAGCAACUGAAAAAUGGAAAGAAGACUGUUUAUCUUGGCCACCGAAAAUUUCUAAAUCGUUAUCAUCCAUAUCGUAGAUUGCGAAAAGCUUUUGACGGAGACCAAGAGAAUGGUGUUGCUCCAACGCCCUUAACUGGAGAGGAAGUUUAUGAACGACAACGAGACAUUAAUGUUGUCUUCGGAAAGUGCCAAAAGCCAAAAGGGAGAGUGCCAAAAGCGAAAGUGCCAAAAGCCGAAAGUGAAAGUGUCAAAAGGAAAAAGCAGCCUGUUGUGAAAAGUAUAUGGAAAAAGAGGUCAGUGUUCUUUGAUCUUCCAUAUUGGUCUAGUCUUGAUGUAAGACAUUGUAUUGAUGUGAUGCACGUGGAGAAAAAUGUAUGUGAUAGUGUAAUUGGAACACUUCUCGACAUUAAAGGCAAGACAAAAGAUGGUGCACAUGCUCGUCUUGAUAUGGAUUUGAUGGGUAUACGACAAGAGUUAUUACCACAAAAAAUCAAUGACAAGACAUAUUUGCCUCCCGCGUGUCACACUUUGUCUAAAGACGAGAAAACAAGUUUUUGCAAGUGUUUACAAAGUAUCAAAGUGCCACAUGGUUACUCGUCAAAUGUCAAGAGCCUUGUAUCAAUGAAAGAUCUCAAAUUAAUCGGCUUAAAAUCUCAUGAUUGUCAUGUCUUGAUGCAACAACUACUACCUGUGGCUAUUCGUGGGAUAUUGCCCGAUAAUGUUAGGAAAGCUAUAUGCAGGUUGUGCUUAUUCUUCAAUGCAAUAUGUUGUAAAGCAAUUGAUCCAUUGAAGUUAGACGAGUUGGAAAACGAAGCUGCAGUUAUCUUGUGUCAAUUGGAGAUGUAUUUUCCUCCUUCAUUUUUUGACAUUAUGGUUCAUUUGAUUGUUCAUCUAGUAAGGGAGAUUAGAUUGUGUGGCCCAAUUUAUUUACGGUGGAUGUAUCCAAUAGAGCGAUACAUGAAGAUCCUAAAAGGGUAUACAAAAAACCCACACCGUCCGGAAGCUUCGAUUGUUGAGAGGUACAUUGCAGAAGAAGCUAUUGAGUUUUGUUCAAACUAUUUGUCAGAAGUGGAUGCUAUAGGGGUUCCCAAGUCUCGUCAUGAUGGAAGAUGUGACGGUGUGGGCACGCAAGGUUUAAAUGUCAAGAGCAUGCAUAUUGAUAUAAUUCUUCAAGCGCAUUUGUAUAUAUUGAAUAACACUGAUGAAGUUCAACCUUACUUGUCUGCUCACAAAAGCAUCAUAAAGAAAAUUCACGAUAAGAUGAAUGAAAAAUGGGUGUUAAGAGAGCAUAAUAAGAAAUUCUCAGAGUGGUUUAAAGAAAAGGUCUGCCAAGAUGAUAGUGUUUCCGAUACAAUAAAGUGGUUGUCCUAUGAGCCUAAAUGUAACAUAUUGACUUGGAGUGCAUAUGAUAUUAACAAAACUUCCUUUUAUACAAAAUCAAAGGAUGACCGCAGUACCAUGCAAAAUAGUGGGGUUAUGAUUGUGGCAGAGUCCAUGCACUUCUCUAGUUCCAAAGAUAAAAAUCCGGUUAUGGCAUCUACACCCUACUUUGGGGUGAUUGAAGAGAUCUGGGAGGUUGAUUACGUUGUGUUUAAAGUGCCUUUAUUUAAAUGUAAAUGGAUUGAUAUCAACAAUGGUGUGAGAAUUGAUGAAUUAGGAUUUACAAUAGUUGAUCUUUGCAAGUUAGCUUAUAAAGACGAACCUUUCAUCAUGGCAUCCCAAGCAAAACAAGUGUUUUAUGUCAAAGAUCCUUCUAAUGAACGGUGGUCGGUGGUUCUACAAGGAAAAAAUGUGCAUGGUAGUUAUGAAAAUCAAGAGCUUGAUAUUUCCGAAAUUCCUCCUUUCUCAUCAGAUGUGCCUACCUUCAUUGAAGAAAACGAAGAGGAUGAUGUGCAUGCAGCUAUUCGUUUAGAUCAUGACGAAGGAAUAUGGGAUUAG